Messenger RNA from Hippoglossus stenolepis (Pacific halibut), 6620 nucleotides. RefSeq names its product nuclear receptor coactivator 1 (gene ncoa1). The transcript is spliced from 22 exons. The coding region runs from base 946 to 5427 and encodes 1493 amino acids. NCBI's taxonomy places the organism in Eukaryota, Metazoa, Chordata, Actinopteri, Pleuronectiformes, Pleuronectidae. Gene Ontology annotation, biological process: cellular response to hormone stimulus; positive regulation of transcription by RNA polymerase II. Gene Ontology annotation, molecular function: protein dimerization activity; nuclear receptor binding. The record is from RefSeq and is a predicted model, not a curated record. Gene Ontology annotation, cellular component: nucleus.
AUGGACGCUCCUCGUGCACGAGCAGCCCUGUUUGUUUGUGUUGAGAGCUUGGAAAUGGCGGAGAGCGGAGAACGAAGCGAUAACUUGGGUUUGCAGACGCGAGUGCGCCGACAUUGAGACACGGAAACCGACCGCGAGCGAUCCACGGAGCCGACGAGGAUCCCCCUCAGCCGAUGGGACUCGAGUCGCACUCGGCCAGAGGAGGAUCUGUGGAGCGGGGUCUGGGUUUAGCGAGGUGGUUAGCCAGCUAAGCUAACCGCGCUAGCAGCUCGUCGUUAGCUCCGCCGAGUCGCGCUGGUUCUUUCCACGCAGCCGCUUGUUUGUCAACAGAAGCCGGACGUUCGACCAGCAGCGAGCCCGCUGGCGACCCAGCUCCCCCCGCGACCCCGUCGAGCUCGGCCCGGGGUCGAGCGCGGAGAUCUCACGGCGAAGUGCGAGUGGAUAUUAAAAAAAAAAAAUUAAAAAAAAGAGAAAAAGUCCAGACAUCGGACAGUCCUGCAAGUUUAGCUGGUUAGCAGGUUAGCGGGUUAGCGGGUUAGCUGGUUAGCAGGGGCGAGCUAACCGCUGCUGUCUGGUUCCGAGCCGCCGUUCACAUGGGAAUAACCCGCCCGGGGUGACGGGCUGCGGGCACAGCUCCGCCGGCAGGAUCCCGCAUCAGCAGCUGGGACGGACGAGCAAAACCAGUCUGAGGCCAACAGGCUUCUCCCCCCCCCCCCUGCACCUGGGAUGGUGCCAUGCGACAGAGUGGCUGUGGAGCCAUAACCCCACCACCACCACCACCACCAGCAGCAGCUCCAUCAUCUCAACUCUGAGACCACCACUGACCUCACCCCCUCCAGGCUCCCCUUCCUCUUUUAAGCUUUGCUCAGAGCCCUGGACAAGGCCACCACAGACACCACAUGACUCACCCACUGGAGCCCUAGAUCAAGUCAGUUGAAGCUGAAAAUGAGUGCAGUAGGGGAAAGCCCCCUGGACCCUGCCACGCCGGAGUCACGCAAGAGGAAGGGCUCGCCAUGCGACACAUCAGGGCAAAGCCUGGAGAAGAGGAGACGGGAGCUGGAGUGCCGCUACAUCGAGGAGCUGGCCGAGCUGCUGUCGUCCAACAUGGGCGACAUCGCCAGCCUCAGUGUCAAACCCGACAAGUGCCACAUACUCAAGAGCACCGUGGACCAAAUCCAGCAGAUCAAACGGCGUGAGCAGGAGAAAGCAGCUCUUCUGUCCCCAGAUGACGAGGUGCAGAAGAGCGACAUCUCCUCCAGUAGCCAGGGGCUGGUGGAGAAAGAGGCACUGGGGCCCAUGCUGCUAGAGGCCCUUGAUGGGUUUUUCUUCGUGGUCAACCGGGAAGGCCGCAUCGUCUUUGUCUCUGAGAACGUGACGAGUUACCUCGGAUACACCCAGGAGGAGCUGAUGACAUCGAGUGUCUACAACAUCCUCCACGUGGGAGACCACAAUGAAUUUGUGCGGAAUCUGCUGCCCAAAAGCCUCGUAAACGGUGUGCCGUGGCCACAGGAAACUGGCCGAAGGAACAGCCACACCUUUAACUGUCGCAUGCUGAAGAGGCCACCGGACGAGGUGGACUCGGAGAACCUGGAGGCGCGGCAGCAGUACGAGAUCAUGCAGUGUUUCACCGUUUCCCAGCCACAGGCCAAGCAGCAGGAGGAGGGAGAUGACCUGCAGAGCUGCUUGAUCUGUAUCGCCUGUCGAAUACCUCGAGCUCAGCCCGUCAACAGUGAGUCCUUCAUCACGAAGCAGGACCCCACAGGGAAGAUCAUCUCCAUAGAAACGAGCGCUUUGCGAGCGACGGGCCGGCCCGGCUGGGAGGACCUGGUCAGGAAGUGCAUCUACGCUUUCUUUCAGCCGCAGGGCAAAGAGCCCUCCCACGCCAAGAAGCUGCUGCAUGAGGUGAUGACCCACGGCAGCGCCAUCAGCCCGCUGUACCAUUUCUCGUUAAGUGACGGAACCCCACUCAGCGCUCAGACUCGCUGCAAGUUCUUCUGCCCCCCCAACCCUGACGUUCAGCCUUUCAUCAUGGGCUUUCACACUAUUGACAGGGAACACAACACUGCUAGCUCUCAGGAAAACACUACACCGACCCUUGGCAGCCUUGCCCAGACUCCCUCCCGCUCCCCAACCCUUCCUCCCGGCAGCAACUCAACCCAAGGUUCCGGCCUCGCCUCCUCAGGCCUUCACCCCAACAACAGCAACGCCUCCUCCCACGGACACAACCCCGCCACGUCCACGGGCUACGUGACGCCCUGUCGGACGUGUCCCCAGCAGGUCAACAGUCCCUCUCCUUUGAGCAGCCCACUCACAGCCACCCCUACCUCGUUUAUGUCGCCCAGGAUGCCACGGGCCAGCCCUGGGUUGGGGGGAAGCCCCCGGGUACCAGGGAACCCCUUCUCUCCCUCCACGCCAGGCCUCCAUUCCCCAACCGGGGCGCUGAGCAGCGGAGGCAGCCUCAACCGACAGCAGUCUGGUGGUGACGGCGGCACCAGCUGUGGGUCAACAGGGUCUUUCUCCCUGUCCUCCCCUGUCCCCCAGAGACAAGCCAGUACACCCACCGGCUCCUCCACUCAGCCUCCGUCAGUAAAACACCCAGAAGGAGGAGGAGAAGGAGGGGGAGAGGACUCUGUUAAAGCCCCCCUGCCUUCCGCCUCACAGCUGGGUACCCCCAGACUCAACCUGCUCCUGGGUAUCAACGGGACAUCAGUUGAAUCUAACAGCAACAGCAACAGCAACAGCACCCACUGCACCUCAUCACCUCAUCCUCCAAACCCCGCUCCUGCCCCACAGUGCCCUGCCUCACACAGUACUCUCACGGAGCGACACAAGAUCCUCCACCGGCUGCUCCAGGACAGUAGUCCCAACGACGCCUCCACCGCCGCCGAGGACGGACAAAACAAAAACGACGUCGACGUCAAGAAGGAGCUGCCCGCCUGUCCAGCACUUACCGCAUCGUCCAAAUCCAGCUCCAGGGAGCCGCAGGACCACCAGUUACUCCGCUUUCUCCUGGAUACAGACGAGAAGGACUUGGGGGACCUGCCUCCUCCCUCCGCCCUCAGCCUGCAGACCGUCAGGGUGAAGGUGGAGAAGAGAGUGAGCGUUGAUGGACCGCCGCUCUGCACGGGCUCGUCUGCCGCAGCAUCCAAACCUGCAGCCGUGUCCAGCAGCCCGGCCUGCGUCAGCCCCAAACCCAGUCCCGUCGGAGAGAACCGGCGAGACAGCCGCAGGGACAGCAGAGACUCCACGAUGUCUGACGGCCCUAUUGACAUGGACUCUCUCACCCAGCUGCUGCCUGGCCUGAGAGGCCCGAGUGGGGCCAAACAGGGCAGCGAGGAUCCAGCAACCCCCGGAAGCCCCCAACUCCAGUCUCCGGGCCCCCCGGCUCAGCUCCAGUCUCCUAUGCCUCAGCUCCAGUCCCCACUGUCCCAGCCCCAGUCUAUUCCCCAGUUGCAGUCGCCGUCACCUCAGCUCCACUCCCCCUCACCCCAGCUCAAACUGCAGUCACCCACCCAGCUCCAGCCCGGCGAGGCCAGCACUCCCCGCAACCUAAAUGUGAAGAGAGAGCCUCCCGGCACUCCGAACAGAGGGCUCAGCGAUGGCGGACCGCCCUCUGGCUGCAGCCUCCAGAGUCAGUCGGCGUUCGAUUUCUGCAGCCCCCCCACUCCAAGCAAGAUACCCACCCAGGGACAGGGGGACCCCUUCCAGACCCCCAAGGACAGCAGCCCCUUCCCAGAGGCCGAAGUCAUCAACCCCUUCAGCUCAAGCACUGGCCUCACCAAGAUGGACGUGGGAGACUCUCAGUUCCAGCCUCUGGCUCUGUCGGACACUUUGUCCUUCGAUGGUCUCGGAACUCUUCUACAGGCUCCGUUAGCGUCACCGCAAGAGCAGUGUGUCCCCUGUACGCUGGAUGAAGUGCUCGGCCCUCUGACGGCACCCGAGGGCCGAAACGACGAGAAAGCUCUGCUGGAGCAGCUCGUCUCCUUCCUCAGUGGAACCGACGAGAGUGAACUGGCUGAGCUGGACAAGGCCCUGGGUAUCGACAAGCUCGUACAGGGUGGCUGCUUUGACCCUCUGCCUCAAACCUUCCCCUCCCAGCAACCCACUGCCACCCCGGUCUCCCUGGACCCCAAACUCCCCAGCUACCCCUCCCAGUUCACAGCAGCUCCACAGGCCCAGUUCCCUCCAGAGCUGGCCACCGUGGGGCCACAGGGUCUGGGCUUCGGAGCCCCUCGGGGGGCUUUCCCCGGGGGGGCGGGCAUGGGCCCGAGGCCAGGCGUGACGCGACCACAGGGGAUGGGCGCUCAGCUCCGGCUGCCACCCAACCAGCUCCGCCUGCAGCUGCAGCAGAGGCUCCAGGGCCCGCAGCAGCUGCAGAACCGGCUGGCGGCCAUUAAUCCGUUUCCUGCAGGACAUGUGAACAUGGGUGUUCGUCAGGGCGUUCCACAACCUCAGAUUCCCUCACAACAGCCUCCACUGAAUGCCCAGAUGUUGGCCCAGCGUCAGAGGGAACUCUACAGCAUCCAGCACCGCCAGCGACAGCUUUUCCAGCAGAAGGUCAUGCUGAUGAGACAGAACCUGGCAGGCGCUCCGACUGCAGCCGUGGGGCCCGUCGGAACUGCCAGGGUCUCGAAAGGUCCCCCCACGACGCCUCAGCAGCAGCAGCAGCAGCAGUUCAACUUCCCACCGGGGUUCAACCCGAUGACGGGAAACCCCCCUACCUCACCGAGUCACUUCAGCCCCAUGUCAGGGGCCCCUCUGGACAACAAGCUGUCCGCCAGAGCUCCUCUGAAUAGCCCGACGCUGAUGGGCGGCGUGCAGGGCCAGUUCAGCGGCACCGUCAACUCCUCAUUGCAGCAGAGUCUGUUUCAGCAGUUUGGAGGGUCUGCUUUGGUCCAGCAAGAUCCAUCCUUCCCUCCUGACAUGAGCCCGACCAGCCCGUUGUUAUCACCUCAAAACUCAACCUCCCAGAGUCCUCUGCUUCAGCAAGCCCCUCCUCCUGGCUACCAGUCACCAGACAUGAAGAGCUGGCAACAGACGGGGAUUGGCAGCAACAGCCUGUUCAGUCAGUCAGGACAGAGUGCAGGGCAGGCGUUUGGCCAGCAGGGGGUUUACAACAACAUGAGCAUCACCGUCUCCAUGGCCGGAGGCUCGGGUGGUGUCGGCUCAUUACCUCCCAUGGGGCAGCCGGUCGGCAUGAGCAACAGUAACCUCAGCAACGUCGGCUCAGUGUGCAGCGACCAGCAGGUGCAGCAGGUUCAGGUGUUCGCGGACGUCCAGUGCACAGUGAACCUGGUUGGCAGCGACUCGUACCUGAACCAGGGCUCCAUCGCCGCCGCGGCCUCCCAGAAGGGCCCGGGGCCGCCGGGCGCCCAGAACAACCAGGCCCAGCAGAAGAGCCUCCUCCAGCAGCUGCUCACCGAGUGACACCUCCCGCCCCUUCAGCUCUCCUGCUCCCCUUCUACUUCUCACUUCUACGCCUCCUCCUCCUCCUCCUCGGAGGUCAGUGCACCAGACCCAUUGCUGUCUCUGUCUCACCUUUUGGAUGGAAGGACGGAUGUUUGGACGGCCACGGCGUUGGCUCAGAGCGCUCGACGCGGCCGAACCACUUCUGUGCGGGGGGGGGGAUUGAUUCUGGGCUGGUUGUUUUGCCGCCCAGUACUUAAAGAAAAGACUCGCGUCAGAAGGAGCAGCAGUGUAUUUGAACCUGCCUGUCUAAUCUGUCUGACAACCUGUCUGUCUGCCUCAGCCUAUUAAAGGCAGUGUUGUCUUGCUGCUCAUUCCUUGGUGACCUACUUCCUGCUUCCUGACCCAAGAAAACAAACUGCGACUUCAUUGUAGAUUUGCCAAGUUGUCGUCACUGUUAAAUCAGGGCCUCCUUUACUUUUUUGUUUUUGUUUUUUGGGUUCUUUUUCUGAUCGGGCGGUUUCCGUCGGGGGGCCGUCGCAGCAGCAGUGCAUCUUGGGAGCAUGAGCUGCAGCGUACAGUUGCGCUCAGCGUUUUUAAAAGUGUGGGGGGUAUCCCACACAACAGCACCUCUGGCUUUUUAUUUUUUUAUUUCCGUUUUUUUGUUUUGUUUUUCCUCUACCUGUCUCUCAGCGAUGUGGGAAUGUUAAGGUUUCAGACCUCUGCGGCAUUGUGGGAUAGGAGCUCAGUACCAGCUGGUUCUGUGACUGUCUCUCUCUAUCAGCUACAGUGCCUGGUCGAAGCGAGAGCUUUUUCCUAAGCUCUGCUUCUUCUUCUUCUUCUUCUUCUUCUUCUUCUUCUACAUAUUAUUCUAUGACAUCCUCUGUUUUUACUUUGGUUGAAUGUUUUUUGAUUUUUUUUUUGUUUUAAAGAAAAAAAAAAAAAAAACUCCAUCUGCUCUCACCGUCAUCAUCAUCAUCAUCUUCAUCUUCUUCAUCUUCUUCAUCUUCGCGAUCAUCAGAACAAGCUUUGACAACAGCCGGGAUGGAUGGAUGGAAGGAUUGAUGGAUGGAUGGAAGGAUUGAUGGAUGGAUGGGAGACAGACAGGAAGCUGCUCAGUUUGGAACUUAUGUGUCUUUCUCCCCCGGGAGGAGGUUUUAUUUUUAUUAUUUUUUUUCAAAGUAUAUAUAUAUAUAAAAAGACUGUUAUGAUUA